CUUCUGCAACAAGUCAUAGUGCAAAUGGAUAUCCCGCGUUGGAAAAAGACAAGAUAAAAAUAGAAUUCUUACUCAUUGACCAAAGCCACAUUGCCAGAGUGUCAUGGAAACCCCCAGCUGGUACAGUAUGAUUGUUAUAAGAAUUAUAAUUUUACAAACGUUAUCCAGACGUUGAUAAUUUUGGAUAUAUCAUAAAAACCGCAUUUAUUAGCAUUAUUAUUUGUUUUCAAUUAUUGUACAUUGUGUAGAACUAUAGCUCAAUUAUAAACAACCUGUUUUUUUGGAAGGCAAUAAAACACAACAAGCAAAUUGUACAGUACAGUGAACAGUUCGCUUUCAUUUGUUGGACCCGCUGAUUUGCUGUCUAUAUAUUCGUAAAUCGUAACUAUUUUUAUAUUGCUGCUCAAAGGCCGUGGAAGGGCACCCAUCAGUAGUGUAUCGAUCCAACGUCUAUGUUAUCGAAACGUUAUAAGUACAGCACAUAAAUUUUGCCUCAUUGGAAAAAGAUACUUUCAGUCCAGAAAAAGACACUUUGAAUCCUGACAAAGACACUUUCAUUCGAGAAGAAGAGGGCAAAUUCCUUCCAGAAAAGGGGCAUUUUUUCCAUUUUUUUGUUUUCAAAAAAGAAGAGUGGAGGAGGGGGUGCAUGCUCUCAUGACACUGCGAAUUCAAUGUUUUUUUGUUACGUUCGCGUACUAGAUGUAUCACAUCUUAAGCUCGCUGAUCACAUGCAUCUUAAUAUUAUGUAUCCUGAUCGCGCAUCGUUCAUAUUCGUAAAAUGCAUAGUAAUAACGUUCUAUUAUACUGUAUUUCACAGCUAGAGGAGUACCAAUAGAUGGAUUCUUAGUUUCAUGGACACGCGCCAGUUUUGGCUUUGUCAUAAACUCCACGUUUGUCAGUAAUGAGGUAUUUAUCAGUUUUUUCAUGAUUAUAUUCUCCACAUUGAAUUUUGUUUAAGUAAACAAUUGUUUAUACGAAAUUUCGUCUACUUUUAUUUGUUGUUGCAUUGCAAUAAAAUUGCAUUGCCCUUCAGGGACGGAUUUUCAUAUUUUCGUUCGGGGGGGGGGGGAUAAAUAUACUUUUCUAGGCCUGCAUGGCCGCAUCUGAGACCAUAACUGAAUAUUAGUAAUUUUACAAAUUUAUUAGUAAGAAUAAUUCCCAUUGCAGCAGUUUUUAAGCUAUAUACUUGCAAAUUUGAACGUAAAAUCCUUGGAUCCCUAGUUACAAUAAUUCAAUUACAAGGUGUAUAUUUUUACAAUUCGUUUUAAGGAAAAGGUGGCAAACAUUUUUUUGGACGAGGCGUUGGUAAUAUAUAUAAUUUGUCGGGGCGCAAAAACUUUUUUGGGCGGUGCCUUUUGUGGCUGUUGCCCUCAACUAAUUAUAACCUAAUGAUGAAUAACUAUGUGUUUUGUUGAAUACAGACAACAACGCAUGAUAUCAGGCCAUCAUUGCUGAUCUGGAACUACGACGACCAGUUACUUAUCAUUGUAAGUGUAUGUAUUUUAAACUAUCUCGACAAUGGCCAGAAGCCGGUUGUUCAAAGCAUGAUUAAUGCUAAUCCUGGGUUAAAAUUUAACCCAUUGUUUUGGUUUAUGUAUUUCUGAACGUCUUGUUAUCUCAGAACUUUACAAAAUGUAGGAACUAAAUUUAGGAACUAAAAGGACUUAAAGGUUAGAGCGCUUCUUCUCGUGUUGUUAUUCUUUUUUCAGCUACAUACACAUCUGCCGGCACGGACUCAAACCCAUGCAUACUCCCAUAGAGAUUAUAAAAGAAUAGAGUUGGCAUUGCGGUUAUAAAACUGACCCAGAGACAAUAUGAAGCUUCCUAGUGGGGGCAAAUAACCGUCUCUGAUUGGCUAAAAUCUCGUUGCCCGGAUGUAAAUUGUCUUUCCCGGAUGCAAAGCCGCGUUGUUCAGGAGGAGCGGCAAAUUACGAAAAUAAUACAACUUUGAAAAAUCAACAAGAAAUCGACCAAUCACUUACGGUGUCCCCCAAUGUUCAAUAAUAGGUCCCCUUUUAUUCUUGGUCUAUAUCAAUGUUUUGCCAAACUGUCUGAACAAUGGCUUAUUGAGUAUGUACGCGGAUGACACAAAUAUUAGCUUCCAAAGCUCUAAUCUUUCUGAUCUUGAAGAAAUUAUGAACACCGAGCUGAGUAGUUUAAAGGCCUGGCUCAAUGCGAACAGAUUAAGCUUAAAUUUUACUAAAACUGAAUUGAUGGUCAUUGGCUCUCGACAGAGGUUGAUGUACCAUGAUCGGCAUGAUGUUAACAAUCUUAAUAUAUGCGUAGAUAACACUCAAAUUAAAAGAGUAAUUUGCACGAAAUCCUUAUGUGUAACAAUUGAUGAAAAUUUAACUUGGAAGAACCAUAUUGAUACUAUCUGUAAAAAAGUAUCCUCAUGAAUUGGUGCCCUCAAACGAGUGAGGCGAUUUGUAAACAGGGAAACUGCAGUGAAAGCGUGCAGAGGCUUAAUUGAGCCUUACCUUAAUUACUGCUACCCGGUUUGGGACGGUAUCGGCAGCGAGCUGAGCAGUAAGUUACAAAAGUUACAAAACCGUGCUGCUCGUACGAUCACCGAAAGCACAUAUGAAAACUCCUCGAAUUCUUUACUGGAGGAGUUAAACUGGCACCAGUUAUCUAUUAAUCGCAAAAAGCUUAAAGCAAUUCUUAUGUAUCAAACUAUAAACAAGAGGGUACCUGAAUAUCUACAAGACAUAUUUACUUCGCGAUCUUGUCCUUACAGAUUGAGAAACAAUGAAAAUACAUUAUUUGUCCCUAAGCCACAUACAGAUUAUCUAAAGCGCUCACUCAGCUACGAUGGAGCUGUUUUAUGGAAUAGUUUACCAACUGAACUUCGUUCGGCGCAAUCUCUUAGUGCUUUUAAACGAGGUCUAGAAUGUUGGUUAGCUUAGAUUCACACACGGCAAUCAUGUAAAUCAGUACUGUUCUGUCUUUUGUAAAUAGCAUUUGUAUUUUUUUCCUUUUCCUCCUUUUUCUAUACUUUAUAUACAUCUAUAUUAUGUAAAUUUUUACUGAUGAUUCUACCGUGUCAAAAUAAAGUUUAUAAUAAUAAUAAUAAUAAUAAUAAUAAUAAUAAUAAUAAUAAUAAUAAUAAUAAUAAUAAUAAUAAUAAUAAUAAUAAUAAUAAUAAUAAUAAUAAUAAUGAAAACUUUAUUGAAUUUUUUAUGCACUUACAAUUGAAAAUCUCACUGUUAAAGGUAAUUUACAAUUGGCUACUUGAUACACUAUACAUUACUACAUUUACAUAACACAUGGUCAUAAUUAUAUGAUACAAAAAGUAACAGACUAACUAGAAGUUCAUUAAAUCUGGAUUCGACCAAUCCUUGUUUCUACAACAGAAAACGUAAUAUGUCGUUCUUAUUGCAAUGUUAAUGAUUUUCCUAAUGGUAUAUUUAACACAGGCCUUAUCUGAGUUCAAAUGUUCCAACAUUUGUAUAAAAUCUGACGAUUCUUUUUCAAAAACACCGAGUGCACUGAUUGAGAGGUUAAUGAACUUUACCGGCCGGAAUUUUUUCUUUUGUUCUACGAUCAUCUCUUUAUAUUUUGAGUAUUUGCGCUGUAUAUUAUUCCUUAGGUUAGUCUCAUAUCCAACGGUUAGUUCGAGUACAUAUAGACAAUUGUCUUUGGUCAAAAUUAGUAGAUCAGGACGAAAGUCAUCGCCAGUAAUAACAGAGGGAUUAGGGAAUGACGGUAAAUCAGCAUAAAUGGUCUGAAUAUGUUCUGAUGGGAGGUUAUUAGCAAUAAAAUUUAGGAUUGAGUCGUGUCUCCAAGUAAAUCGAUCAAGAUAGGAACUACAGCCAGCAACAACGUGUAACAGAGAUUCAGGUUUAAGGCAAAACGAGCACUCCGAGGACGAGGAUAGUCCCCAUUUUUGAAGGUUUUUACGGGUUGGUAGCGAAUUGUUUAUGUAGCGAAUAGUGAAGUUGAAAAUGUUUUUUGGUAGUUUGGAUUGACAGGUUGGCCAAAUCGAAUUUACUUGGGGUAGUGAAAAUUUUGAGAUGCUGGAGAAGAAUGAACCUUGACAUUUUAACCGAUUUUCCAAUUUAUCUUCAUGAACUUCACGGAAUGACUUGAUUACUUCUUUUGUCGACGUAUACUGAUCAUAUUGGGUGUUAGUAUGAUUACAGGUCGACUUCCAGAGGUGGGUUAUUGAUUCAUUAGGAGAUGACUUCAAAGCACUGCGGAUAGUUGUUUGACAUUGUAUGAAUUUUGUUGAUGGGGGGAUAAUGUUCAGACCAAAUUUGUUACUGGUUAGGUAAAUGUUACUAAGUGAUCCAGAAAUAGGUACCUCAAGCCAUUUACGAAUGUAUUGUUUGAAAACUGAGUCCAGGUUUUCGGAAAUCCACGUUUUUUGAAUUCAUGCUAUAGUGAAAUGCCAUGAGAGUUUUGAAAGAACAUAGCGACUGUAGAGGAGAAUCUUGUUUUUCGGAUGUAAUGGCUUCAGAUCUAUUUCUUUCAUUAGGUCUGUCAAUAGUGAUACUAAUUCCGAUUUAUGUUCAUUAUUUGUCAUUUCGUAAUUAAAGUACCUUCCUAAAUAGCAGAAUGAUAAUAAUAAUAAUAAUAAUAAUGAUAAUAAUAAUAAUAAUAAUAAUAAUAAUAAUAAUAAUAGUAAAGAAACACUGGACUUUAAUACAAACGGCAGAACUGUUUUAAAGUGCUCUUUUUAGAUGUUGUAGAGCGGUGUUUUCUUCGUGACGUCGGCACGUCCACAUUUUUUUCAUUGUCCACGAUAUACCACAGACAUUCGUCGAUUUUUCGCCACAAAUAAAUGUAAAAUAGUCAGGACUGUUUGGCUACUUGCAGCCAGAAGGUGGAAAAAAUAGAUUCACUUGGUUUACAUCCGGGUAUAACUCAAAUUUGCCCAUAUUAGCAAGCUUUAAAUUGUCCCUUUCGUUUGCCUGAACUUUUCCUGCAAUGCCAAGAACUCUAUUCUUUUAUAAUCUCUAUGCUCAAACUUCGAAUCGGCCAGCUUGAUAUUUUUGGCGGGGGAAAAAGCGGAACACAACGCGAUACAGCGGGCAAAAUGACGUACUAAAUAACGGGACACUGUAUACUGGACGGUGGGUGAUAUGCAGUGUAGAAAUAUACCACUACCUGAAAAUAUGAGCAGAACUUCGACGUUUCGAACGAAGUCACCAACUACCCGACCAAGUGCCUUCGCACGAAACGUCGACGUUCUGCUUAUAUUUUUCGCGCCGUUGUAUUUCUCUCACACCUCAAUUACCAUGCACACUGCCGGACAUGUCAUUUUUAUGUCUUCCAGUUGUCACCCUGACGAAGGCGCAAAGACCCUAACUUUUACACUUUUAUGUAUAAAUGCAUUCCACUGCAGUGAGUAAUAAAAUUAAGUAAACCUUUUCAUUCAAAAACUUUAUUCCCUGUUCAUUUCUCCUGACACCAGACGAUUUUAUACUCGUGAGGGAAAGAACAUACACUCUGAAUGGAACCGCUUGCAUGCACGUUUUGUUAAUCAGGCAUGCAUGCCAUAAAAAGCUAGUCUAUGGAAUGAAGACGUACUUAAUAUCAACGUAUAGAUAUAUUACUAUUUAUAAUACUUGUCGAAUUUCAGAUUAAUCCAUUGCCAAGGGACGCGGGCAUAUAUGAUAUGAUAACCUUCAUACCGGAUUAUACAGGUAUAUAGCCUAUGGUAUUUAUAUAAAGAAUCCUCUCCCUGAAAAUAUUUCCCCAAUUAAGAUAUAUAAUUGUAUAAAAAUUUAGAUAAAACGAGAAAUUUUAAC
Paramuricea clavata is the source of this 5756-nucleotide messenger RNA. NCBI's taxonomy places the organism in Eukaryota, Metazoa, Cnidaria, Anthozoa, Malacalcyonacea, Plexauridae. The record is from the annotation of a GenBank genome assembly.